Molecule: messenger RNA, 3574 nt
Organism: Priapulus caudatus
Lineage: Eukaryota; Metazoa; Priapulida; Priapulimorpha; Priapulimorphida; Priapulidae
Product: kinesin-like protein KIF22
Exons: 15
Coding region: 159-2612 (817 amino acids)
Biological process (GO): microtubule-based movement; mitotic spindle organization
Molecular function (GO): microtubule motor activity; microtubule binding; ATP binding
Source: RefSeq, a predicted model, not a curated record
CACCUAGGUAUAGGCCCUAGUGUACACGUCUACAGCAAGUGUAAGCAAAGCAGGUAAUUUGAAUGUUGGUAAAUUUGACCUUAGUCUUAGACAAUUUCCAACGCGAACACAAGAUUAAAGGUGUGAAAUUUUGGCAGGCUCUCUCCGUUUGAGUUGCCAUGGAACUCAAGCCUGUGAAUGUGGUGGUACGCAUCAGGCCAGCGUUCAACACAAAACCACUGGCUUUGCAGUGGACGGGCGAAUCAUCUCUGGAGAUGUUAAGCCACCGAAAUACUGAGGAAAGUAUCAAAUACAGUUUCUCAAGGGUAUUUCACCCAGAAAGCACACAGGCCAGCGUAUAUGAGACAGCAAUUAAGCCCCUGGUGGCAAACAUCACCAACGGACAGAAUGCGAGUGUUUUGGCAUAUGGACAGACCGGUGCAGGAAAGACAUAUACCAUGAUGGGUAGUCCAGACAAUGUUGGUAUUGUGCCAAGAUCCUUGCAGACCAUAUUUCAGCUGAUAGAAAAGCAACCCAGUGCAAAAUUCACAGUGAAGGUUUCCUACUUGGAGAUUUACCAAGAGAAGGUUCAUGAUCUGCUUGCACAAGCAGACAAGACUCGACCUCAGCAAGACCUGCCUAUCCGCCAAACACCGAGCAAGGACAUUCUCAUUCCGACUCUCGCAGAGAAGGUCAUUUCAUCGCCUGAAGAGUUUCGCGGGCAGUUUGCAGAGGCAAUGUCUAUGCGGCACGUCGGAGCAACCCUGCUGAACGAGAGAUCAAGUAGAAGUCACGUUAUCGUUCUCGUCAAGGUUGUGCGUGAGGAAAACAAUCGCCGCCUUAGUGGGAAACUCUACCUGGUGGAUUUGGCGGGCAGCGAGGAUAAUAGGCGCACGGGAAAUGCUGGAAUUAGGCUGAAGGAAUCUGGAAGCAUCAACACGUCGCUGUUUUACCUCGGACAAGUUGUCGACGCUCUCAACAACCGGAAUCCGGCUGUUCCAUACAGGAGCAGUAAGCUCACCCGACUCCUUCAGGACUCGUUGGGAGGCAACAGCAAUGCUUGUAUCAUCUCUUGCAUCUGCCCAGAAGAGUGCAAUUAUUUCGAUACACUGCGGGCCUUGAAAUUUGCCUCCAAAAUAGAACGAGUGAAAAACCCGGUCAAGAUUAACGAAGUUGUCAUCGAGGAUCCCGAUACAACUGUUAUUGAGGAGAAGAUCACUUCGUCUGUGGAGACUGAAACUAUGAAAUCAAGUUCGAUUCCUGUUCCUACACUGAUCGAGAAUGUGAACCGUCAUGUGCCAGCAAUUCCACAUGGCUUGAGUCCGGCCCUGCGUGUUCUCGAUGAGCAGCUCACAAAGAAGUUUGCUGAGCUGGAGAGCAAACUGAUCAGCCACAUGCACAGCGAGGCGUCCAUGCUGCUAGAAGAGAGCAUCAUGGUCGAUCGCACCUUCAUGCAGCGGCAGCUGGAGUCGAGUAGGCUUCACCUCACCCAGCUUCGCGACACAACACGUCGCUCGCUGAUGCUGCCGUGUCACACCAGUGGCGCCCUCCCUCCGCCAAACUUCGAGGACAGAGACGCGCUGCUUGACUCCACACUGGACGAGCAAUCCGAUAGAGCAGGCACCAGCGAGGGGAGUAGGGAUGCUUCUGGUCAAAGCAGCCCUGUGCUGAACGACAUGACGACAACGAGCAGGAAGCGUUAUUUUCCGUCCGUGUUGGGUGAGAGAAGUGAUGCAUCGCCUGAGCUUGCCACUCUUAGUCACGCACUGCAUCUAACUGAUGUGAGCAUUUGCGACAAUGUCGCAGAGACAUCUGAGAGCAAGCCGUCAUCCUCCACCAUGGAACGCCAGGCUCUAGAACCAACUACUGGGAAGCGUGGAUCUUCAACCAUGGGUCUCACGACUUUAGAGCCAGCUGUUCAGAGACGUAGGUCUUCCACCAUGGAGCUCAGUAGUCUAGAGCCAGCUGUCGGGAGACGUAGGUCUUCAACCAUCGAUCUCAGGACUUCAGAGCCACCAGCUGUUCGAAGACGUAGGUCUUCCACCAUAGAGCUCAGGAAUCUAGAGCCACCAGCUGCUGGAAGGCGUAGAUCUUCUGCCCUGCCCGUCAACAAUCAGGAUGAGUGUCAUGAGAAUAGGCGUACACUACGACCACGCCGUCCAUCCCUGCAAAGCUCGGCUCUUAACAUUAUCGCCGAGAAGCCGAGCGUUCAACUCCAGGAGCCACUGAAGCCGAAAAAUGCGACAAAGCGCGUAGCAGUUGCCGAGCAGUUGCGUGCCAGUAGCGACGACUACCAGCGACGUCGCCGCGCCGCCAUCUUGAAACUUCUGAAUUCCGGCUCGGUGCGCAGACUGUGCACGCUGCAGACGCUUGGCCAGAAGAGGGCGCAAAUGGUGUUCGAUUACCGCGAGUACAAGGGACCGUUUCGACGCGUCGAGGACCUGGCUCGCGUGCCUGGCUUCGCCAAGUCGUUCUACCGGCGAUUCGCCAAGAGCAACUUGUUAUUGGCUGAGGAUCCAUCAUCAGACUCGGAGCAGGAGAACCUAUACGACAUCGCUGAAGAGUCGGAUGACACGUUCAGACGACCAGAGGUUAAAGCGUCAAAGAAACAACGCAUCACAUGUGCAUUUUGAAAUUGCGUUAUCGAUUUAUUCCAAGGGUAAAUCUCAUUAUGCCAGCUGCUGGGGUUAUUCGGCAAUUAAUGGGGCGCUUGUACUAGUGAGCUUACUGAGGAAUUCGCGAGUAGUGAUAAUAGUAUGUGGUAAGCUAGAGGUCUAUCAGGGUUAAUCUACUAGUACUACUACUAGAUCUAUUAGUCUACCAACCUUAUGAACUCAUUGAAUGAGUUAAGCUAGAGGUUUUAUUGUAGAUAUCAUAUAUUGUUCUUCAUUGAUAUCAGGAUAACUUAGUCUACUGUUGUAGUCAUCUUAAAAGAAUUGGUUAGGGCAUAUGUAUAGCCUGCUCUAUGUAUUGUUAAUGUAGUCGAGUCAGAACAGCUUAAACAUAUAUGUUAAAUACAUAAUUCGAGUGUUGGACGCCAUAUUUUUUUCCGCGUGAAUUGAAACUCAUGUAAAUAGAUCUCUACGAAAUUGAAAUCAUGAAGCCAUACAUAUAUGUUUGAGAGAGGUGCACUUAUUAUCGUUUGUAACCAAGAGGUCCUAUUAAUUGUCACACUAAGAUGGCUCUUUAUAUCGUAUCGAUGUGAGGUGUAGGGAUUAGAAUGCUUUAUUAAAACGCCAUGUGAUCAUGUGCACACAUCAAAUUAACAGAAAUACUGUAACAAUACUCAUGUGCUAAGCUAAGAGCUCAUAUACCAACCAGCUAUAUAACAGGUUGCUGUUAUCUUUUUGGGUGAAAACUCGGCUAAGAUAUGGGCUUGAACUUGGGAUGAAAGACCAUGAUACAUUUUGCAUAACUUCUCUGUGCAAAAUAUUUCACGGUAGUUCUUACAAUAUAUGAGUACAGUGUACCUUGCAUUGCAGGAAUUUGGUAGUAGUAUUCUCACUAUAUUUUUCUUCGAUUCUUUGAUAUGUGUACCUGGAAAUGUAUUGUAUAUAUUUUAAUUUGUAAUAGACAUGAGCCAUUUCUACACGUG